This is a messenger RNA of Saccharomycopsis crataegensis, 1113 nucleotides long. RefSeq lists its product as uncharacterized. Bases 1 to 1113 code for a protein of 370 amino acids. NCBI's taxonomy places the organism in Eukaryota, Fungi, Ascomycota, Saccharomycetes, Ascoideales, Saccharomycopsidaceae. The transcript has a single exon. The record is from RefSeq and is a predicted model, not a curated record.
AUGAUGAAAGCUUUAGUAUUCCAAAACGCCGGCAAUUUUGCCCUUAAAUCUAUCCCAAAGCCCCAACUUUUAACAGCCACCGACGCAAUUGUUAAGAUCAUCAGUACCACUAUCUGCGGCACCGAUCUACAUAUUCUUAAAGGUGACGUUCCCGAGUCUAUUCCUUGCAAUGGUAAAUGUAACCCCCGCAAUAUCUUGGGGGCUCAAGGAUUGGUGUUGGGACAUGAAGGGAUUGCGGUAAUCGAAUCCGUGGGGUCCCAAGUAUCUGACGUUAAAGUUGGAGAUAAAGUCAUCAUCAGUUGUAUCACCAGUUGUGGAAACUGCUAUUAUUGCUCAAAGAAUCUUCAAUCUCAUUGUAUGAAUGGCGGGGGCUGGAUUCUUGGUCAUGAAAUCGAUGGAACCCAAGCAGAGUAUGUAAGAAUCCCAUUCGCUGACCAUUCACUUUACAAAGUUCCUGCAGGAGUCUCCAAUGAUAAAGCUUUGUUGAUGCUAUCAGAUGUAUUGCCAACCGGCAAUGAAGUUGGGUCAAUCAACGGUAAUAUCAAACCAGGCGACGUGGUAGCAAUCAUUGGUAGUGGUCCCGUAGGAAUUGCCGUGUUGGUGACCUGUCGAAAAUUCAAACCUAAAGCAGUAAUUAUGAUUGAUUUGGAUGAUCAAAGAUUGAAGGUGGCCCAGGAAAAAUUCAGGGCAGAUUACACACUAAAUUCUAAAGAUCCGGCGGAAAUGGAGAAAAACUUGACCAAGUUGUGCUCAGAAUUAACCAAUGGGAUUUCCAAAGGGGUAGAUGUAGCAGUGGAAUGUGUUGGGGCACCUGCGACGUUUGAAAUUUGUGAAAACAUGAUCAAUCCAGGUGGUAGGAUCGCUAAUGUAGGAGUCCAUGGAUCGUGGGUCAAACUAGCCCUUGAAAAAUUAUGGAUUAGAAACAUUCAAAUCACCACUGGGUUGGUUAAUGCAUAUACCACAGAUAAAUUAUUGGCGGAAGUGGUAAAUGGACAUUUAAAUCCAAAAGAGUUGGUCACCCAUGAAUUUAAACUUGAAGACAUUGAAAAGGCUUAUAAUUUAUUUGCAAAUGCUUCCAAGAAUAAGGUUAUUAAGACAUUUAUAACGGCUUAA